Molecule: messenger RNA, 1296 nt
Organism: Arachis ipaensis
Lineage: Eukaryota; Viridiplantae; Streptophyta; Magnoliopsida; Fabales; Fabaceae
Source: RefSeq, a predicted model, not a curated record
AUGAAAGAAGAACUUGAAGCUUUGGAGGCCAACAACACUUGGAAAUUGGUUCCUUUACCACCCACCAAAGUUGCCAUAGGAUGCAGAUGGAUUUACAAAGCCAAACUAAAAGCUGAUGGCAGUUUAGAAAAGUACAAAGCAAGGUUAGUAGCCAAGGGAUACACACAGCAAGCAGGAAUCGAUUUUAAAGAUACCUUUAGCCCUGUAGCUAAAGUCACCACUGUACGAGUUCUGCUAGGCAUUGCAGCAGUGCGUAAAUGGCAUUUAAUCCAAUUGGACAUCAAUAAUGCAUUUCUCAACGGGGAUUUGGAUGAAGAGGUAUAUAUGGAAGUUCCAAUGGGGCAUCCCGAACGCAAGAAAGGCCUUGUAUGUAGGCUUACAAAGUCACUUUAUAGGCUCCGACAGGCUUCGAGACAAUGGUUUCACAAAUUCUGCUCAACUCUUAAGCAAAAUGGUUUCACUCAAUGUAAGAGUGACUACUCCUUGUUCUCAACAGGUUCUGGUGAUUCUAAAACCUUCCUAUUAGUAUACGUAGACGACAUCAUAAUUGCGGGAGCUAACCUUGAUAUGAUGAUGAAAGUACAAUUAAAGCUGCAAUCCAUUUUUAAACUCAAAAUAUUGGGGGACUUGAAAUUCUUUCUAGGCUUGGAACUCGCCAAAUCUUCUCAAGGAAUUUCACUCACACAGCGCAAGUAUACACUCUCUUUACUCGACGACACCAACCUCUUAGACUACAAGCCGGUAACAGUUCCUAUGGAUGCCAAUCUCAAAUUAAGAGCUAAAGAAGGUGACCUGAUCCCUGAUGCUUCUGCUUAUAGAAGGCUCAUUGGUCGCCUCAUGUAUCUCACUAUCUCCCGGCCAGACAUCACCUUUGCUGUCACUAAACUGACCCAAUUCAUGUCUGAUCCGCGGAUGCCUCAUUUACAAGCUGCUCACCAAGUAUUAAGGUACCUUAAGAAUGCACCAGGCCAAGGGAUUCUGUUUUCAGCUGCUUCCCAACUUAACUUGUCCAUAUAUUCUGAUGCUGAUUGGGGUAGUUGUCUCGACACAAGGCGAUCAACUACAGGCUACUGUGCCUUUCUCGGUGACUCUCUCAUUACUUGGAAGAGCAAGAAGCAGACAGUAGUUUCUAGGAGUUCCACCGAAGCCGAAUAUAGGUCCAUGGCGCAUGCUAGCUGUGAGGUUGUUUGGUUAAUUGGCUUACUUCAGUUUUUUUUUAGUCCAAGUCGAUUCGGCCAGGUUAUUUUGCGACAACAUCUCUGCUCUUCAAUUGGCAUCGAACCCCACCUUUCAUAA